AUUGACCUCAAAGCAUAGAAUACAGUACCAUAUAGAUGCUAGCUAUGGGUGAAAUGGUCGCAUUUGUGGCUUCUUUAGCUAUCUUUUCCUUGCUCAUAUCCUUCGAUGGUGGUAAUGCUUUGAGCUUAGAUUACUAUACCGAGACUUGUCCGAAGGUUGAGGAAGCGGUGACAGCAGCUGUGAAGAAAGCCACGGCCAAUGACCGGACGGUUCCUGCUGCAUUGCUUCGCAUGCAUUUCCAUGACUGCUUCAUCAGGGGCUGCGAUGGCUCGGUCCUACUGAAGUCUGUCGGCAAUAACACAGCUGAGAAGGACGGACCUCCAAAUAUCUCCCUGCAUGCCUUCUAUGUUAUCGACAACGCCAAGAAAGCAAUAGAAUCUAUGUGCCCUGGUGUGGUUUCAUGCGCCGAUAUUGUAGCGCUUGCUGCAAGAGAUGCUGUGGUUAUUUCAGGAGGUCCAACAUGGGAGGUCCCAAAGGGUAGGUUGGAUGGUAGGGUCUCCAAGGCUAUUGACACGAGACUGCUGCCGAGUCCCGCUUUCAACUUUUCCCAACUCCAGCAAAGCUUCUCACAAAGAGGCCUCUCUACUGAAGACUUGGUAGCUCUUUCUGGUGGUCACACCCUAGGGUUCGCCCACUGCUCCUCCUUCAUAAACCGGGUCAACAACUUCGACUCCACCCACAACGUCGACCCCACUCUAAACCCUAGCUUCGCCGCCAGUCUGAGGAAGACAUGCCCCGCCCACAACAAGGUCAAGAACGCCGGAGCAACCCUAGACUCCACCACCGCCACCUUCGACAAUGCCUACUACAAGUUAUUAACCCAAGGGAAGGGCCUCUUCUCUUCGGAUCAAGCUCUUCUAACAAACCCUAAGACCAAGAAUCUUGUCGACAAAUUUGCUACAUCGCGAGAGGCUUUUGAUGAGGCUUUUGUUAAGUCUAUGAUCAAGAUGAGUAGCUUGACUGGUGGGCAGGAAGUGAGAUUGGACUGUAAGGUGGUCAGAUAAUCAUCAACUUUAAGACUUAUAUUGGAGAAAACAAGUCAAAUUCUUCUGGUUCGCUAUCUUAAAUUGGUGAGAAAGCGAGAUUGUUUUAAGUUAUUUAAUAGGGAUUUGGGUUUUUAUAUGUGUUAGCGUUUCAUAUGUGUUCAAUAAGAGGAAAGGUUGGACUAAAUGGGACAACUUUUCCAGUGGAAUUGGGGCAUGUUCAGUUUGUGAGUUUGGCUACAAAAGUAUAGACUAGUCCUUUUGUAUAUUGUUACAAAUUUGGUUCAUUCUUAGUAAUCACGCAUUUGUUUGGUUUUCA
Molecule: messenger RNA, 1302 nt
Organism: Asparagus officinalis (garden asparagus)
Lineage: Eukaryota; Viridiplantae; Streptophyta; Magnoliopsida; Asparagales; Asparagaceae
Product: peroxidase 64
Exons: 4
Coding region: 36-1004 (322 amino acids)
Biological process (GO): response to oxidative stress; hydrogen peroxide catabolic process
Cellular component (GO): plant-type cell wall; plasmodesma
Molecular function (GO): heme binding; peroxidase activity
Source: RefSeq, a predicted model, not a curated record